Molecule: messenger RNA, 2159 nt
Organism: Stegodyphus dumicola
Lineage: Eukaryota; Metazoa; Arthropoda; Arachnida; Araneae; Eresidae
Product: 6-phosphofructo-2-kinase/fructose-2,6-bisphosphatase-like
Biological process (GO): fructose 2,6-bisphosphate metabolic process; fructose metabolic process
Cellular component (GO): cytosol
Molecular function (GO): 6-phosphofructo-2-kinase activity; ATP binding; fructose-2,6-bisphosphate 2-phosphatase activity
Source: RefSeq, a predicted model, not a curated record
UCAAUUCUCGUUAACGUUCGGUGGAUGUCGGUUGCUGCUUUGCUAGUUGCAAGAUUUGGUGUCAAAGCGUGCUAAAACGAAGCGGAAACUAGUAUGCUUAGUGAUGUAAUUCGCAUAUUUAUCAAGGUUUUGGCUAUGGCGUUCAAAACGUGGACGACUGAAUACAAAAUCCUUCCUUCACGCUAUGGAAUACUAGCUGGUGUAAAUGUGCAUCUAUUUUGAGCCAACCUUACAGUAGGUAUAAAUCGUGCACGCCUUUGAAUGCAUAUAGGAAGUAAGCUGUAACACUGUUUCUAAGCAGAGAGAAUUAAAGAUGUUCGUCGACUGGAGUAUAGUGAAUGCACAUCCUUUGAUGCGCCGAGAAUCUUUGGUUGGCGCAGGAGAUCGUGUGAAUUAUGUCAAUUUGCCUCAUGUUAUUGCUAUGGUUGGCUUGCCAGCUCGUGGUAAAACCUAUAUUGCCAAAAAGUUGACUCGUUAUUUGAAUUGGAUUGGUAUAACUACAAGAGUUUUCAAUGUUGGGGAAUAUCGGCGACAGGCAACUGAAGCAUAUAGAAAUCAUGAAUUUUUUAAUCCUGACAACAAAGAAGCAAUGGCUAUCAGAAACAAAUGUGCUUUAGAUGCUCUUGAAGACAUGUGCAAGUGGCUCGAACAAGAUGGAGAAGUAGCUGUGUAUGAUGCUACAAAUACCACAUAUGAGAGAAGGAAAUUAAUUUAUGAUAUAGUUUGUGAAAAAUUCGGGUGUAAAUUGUUCUUUGUGGAAUCAACCUGUGAUGAUCCUAGUAUAAUUGAAGCUAAUUUAAAGGAAGUAAAAGUGCAUAGCCCAGACUAUAAAAAUCGAAAUGUAGAUGAAGCACUUGACGACUUUAUGUCUAGAAUAGAGCAUUAUAAGAAAGUAUACCAGCCUUUAGAUGAAGUCAUCGAAAGUAAAUAUUCCUUCAUGCAAGUUUAUAAUGCUGGGCAGAAAGUGUUCGUGCAUAGGCAUGAAGGACAUAUUCAAAGUAGAAUUGUAUACUAUCUGAUGAACAUCCACAUAAUUCCACGAUCUAUUUACUUGACUAGACAUGGCGAAAGUGAAUUCAAUGUUUUAGGGAAGAUUGGAGGAGAUUCUGAAUUAUCAGAAAGGGGUUGGGAGUAUGCAAGAACACUUGCUAAAUACAUUAAAGAACAAAAUAUCCCAAGAUUAAGAGUAUGGACUAGUUUACUAAAACGUACUAUUCAGACAGCUUCUGGAAUUGUAGCUCCACAAGAACGCUGGAAGGCUUUAAAUGAAAUUGAUGCUGGUAUCUGUGAGGAAAUGACAUAUGAGGAAAUAAGGGAAAAGUAUCCUCAAGAAUUUGCUUCUCGUGAUGAAAAUAAAUUUAAAUACAGAUAUCCAAGAGGAGAGUCAUAUGAAGACCUGGUGUCCAGAUUAGAGCCUGUUAUAAUGGAGUUGGAAAGACAAGAAAACGUCUUAGUAGUUGCUCAUCAAGCAGUUUUAAGGUGUCUACUUGCCUACUUUUUGGAUAAAAAAGCUGAAAUUCCUUACCUGAAGGUUCCUUUGCAUACAAUUCUGAAGUUGACACGUGCUGCUUAUGGCUGUGAAGUUGAAGAGAUCCGGGUGCCCAUUGAUGCUGUGGAUGAUCAUCAACUCAUCUAAACAUAUUUUUAAAAACUUGGACUAAAGUGCCUUACAGUUUUAUAAUACUGCAUAGCUUUAUAGCAUAUGUAUUAGCGAUAAAAACUUCAGAGUUUGAAUUUCAGAGAAUUACUUUUUCAUCAUGUAUAUAGAAUGAUAUGAGUAAAUUUACUAGUAUUAUGCAUUUGAAUUUUUUAAUAGUUUGCUGUGUGUUGUUAAUAUUACUUUUACUAUUUUUUCUUUGCAAAUGAUUACCAUGCCAAGGUAAAAUUUAUGUCAAGAUUAUGACUGAUAUAUCUAUCAAGUGUGCUUUCAAUCAAUUUCAUAAAAAUUUUAAUGUUAUGUAACAUGAAGUUAUAUUAUUUAUGAAGAAUAACAAUUAAGAAAAUUUGUAUAUGUUUGCAAGUUUUUCUUAAUGGUUCUUCAUACUAAAAAUUUAGAGAGUUGCUAUAAUUCUUUCCUAAUUUAUGCUGAAACUUUAUGCGUUUGAAAAAAUUAGUUAUUAAUGGUAUGACUAAUAUUGAGAUUUUAAGUUUUUUUACUU